Molecule: messenger RNA, 1807 nt
Organism: Synchiropus splendidus (mandarinfish)
Lineage: Eukaryota; Metazoa; Chordata; Actinopteri; Syngnathiformes; Callionymidae
Exons: 7
Coding region: 307-822 (171 amino acids)
Source: RefSeq, a predicted model, not a curated record
AGCUACCUGACUUUUUCCAGCCAUUUUUAGCUCAAAAUAUAUGAACAUAAACUGGAUAUACAGUACUGUAUUAUUAACCUGAACAGAAGGUGGCAGCAUCGCACCGAACGGCGUUUGCAAUCAACGAAGAAGAAGUCUCCAGCUCUUGUUUUGAACGUUGCAUUCUGGGAUGUGAAAUGGCUUCUACGUGUGAAAGCUAAUGCUAAUAAAACGUUUGAUAACCAAAACACUUCAUUUGUAUAUUUUCAGAUAUAUAUAUAUUCGACAGUGCGGUAAUUUAGAGACUCGUUUCUUGCAUUCUCCAUCAUGUCUACCAAAGCAGAGAGAAGAGUUUCCAGUUCCAGGUCCGAAGAACGGACAGUGUCCAGCAGUCGAAGUCGAGAAAAAAAGAAGCGAAAGCGUAGCCGUAGCAGAUCUUCCUCGUCAUCUUCUUCUUCUUCUAGCUCAUCAUCAUCCUCAUCUUCCUCAUCCUCUUCCUCUUCUUCAUCAUCGUCAUCCCGCUCUUCCAGUCGUAGCAGCUCCAGGAGUAGCGACUCACGGAGUAAAUCCAGAAAACAGUCCAAGAAAAGAAAAAAGGACAAAAGCAAGAAGGGGAAGAAGGAGAAGCGGCAUAAACACAAGAAGGAGAAGAAAUCCAAAGAGGCAGAAGAUGACUCUGGACCAGUUCAAAUCUCCAAGUACUUGAAAGAGAGGAAGAAAGGUGGCAAGUACAGCAUGAUCACAGGGAAGAAAAUAAAGAUGAAAGUCAAGAAGUCUAAAAAAGACAAACAGAGGGACAGAAACCGAGCAGAGCUGCUGGAUUUCCUCAACUCCACCCUGUGAUGAAGGACGAUGAUGCCCCAGCGGUCAGCUCAAGUGGCGAUGAAUUCACUUCCUCACUGAGUUGGACGGAGCAGGUGAACUGUGUGAUGUUCCGAGAGCCAUGAUCAGAAUCAAUCGUGUGUGUUUUUCUCUCGUUUCUUCGGCUGAAGGUUUGCUAGGCGUAAGUGCAGGCUUUUGAGGAGAACAUUUCAAAACAUCUCAUUUAACCUGCUGCAAGACGCCAGACCAGGUUUUGAUAUUAUAAUAAGGAUUGAUAUUAUAAACACAAUUUUUUUCGUUAAUUGAACUUGUGUAAGAGUCAAACAAGAUAUUUUUUCAUGGCAAACCUUUCUAGUUAAAGUGUUUUUCUCUGUUUCAUUUGUUAGACAUUAAGUCUAAUAGUUUUGGAAAAAAUACAUUUUUAAUGUCCGAUUACACUUCUAUUAUAAUUGGUUUCAUAUUUGUCUUACAACUACUGAAAAGUCAGGAGAGAAUUGUAUGGAAAUAAUCUUCAAACACCUGUAGUUUUUGUCUCUACUGCUGGAGUGACAUUAUUUCUGUGGAUGAUUUUACUUUAACAUUGUCAAUGUUGACCAGUUUGUGCUGAUAGAGACAGUGAAGUGUUCACAUUAAAUUGGCUGAGAAGCAAGUCACUUUUUUUCUUUUCUUCUAUCCAGCCUUUCUGCUUCAAUACUGUGUACUAAAAUAGUUCCUGAAAAGAUUCUCAGAACUAAAACAGGUCCAACAGCGACUCAAUAAGACUGCAGAAUGACCUCACAGUUUUUAUCCCCAUCAGUGUGUAGUAGAUGUGGUUUCAUGAAACAGUGUCUUGGUUUUCAGAGGCCACCAGAUGGCACUGUGUGCUGUAAAAUAUUUUGAUUUGAACAACUAGUUAAAUGACACUUCAAAUCAUUUCUCAGCCAGGAGCGUCAUCUAGUGGCCUCUGAAAAUAAUAUAUAUAAUAAUAUUUCAUCAACCAUGCCAUUGUGUACCAUUGUUUCUUCUU